Paramecium octaurelia is the source of this 1759-nucleotide messenger RNA. The record is from the annotation of a GenBank genome assembly. NCBI's taxonomy places the organism in Eukaryota, Ciliophora, Oligohymenophorea, Peniculida, Parameciidae.
AGAUGAACAAAUACUACAUAGAUAGUGGGGAAAAGCAAUUUUAGUAAUCCAAUCGAGAGGUCUUGAAACAAUUAGAUGUCACUAACAGGUCAGAGGCUUCUUUGAAAACCUCAGUGGUUUCAUUUGCUUGUGAUCGAGAGAACAAGUAUGAGAUCGAGGAUUACAGGACUUAACUCGAAGAAUAGUUGGCUGAAAAUAUUGAACUCAAAAGAAUGUUAAUGGACGAGAUAGAGAAAAAUAAAAGGAUGGGGGAUAUUGAUAAAUCAUCUCAAUUUUUAGAGUAGCAGGACAAAUUUGCGUAGAUUCUCAAUAAAAAGGACAAUGAGAUAACAAAUUUAAACAAACUAUUAAGACAAUUGGAAAUUGAAGUAUUUGAUUAUAAUAUAUAUUAUAGAACAAACUAUUACACAAGGAUGAUUAAUUAGAAUCUUCAAGAAGAGUGGAAAAAGAAAAGCAAUUAGAAAAAAAGAUUAUUGAAUAUGAACAUAAAAUAAAUUUGGUAUUAGGAGAGAAUUCAAAAUUGAAUUAAGUAUUUAUAUGACCAUCAAUAGAUUUUAUAAGAAAGGAUUACUCAAAUAGAGAAGAUGAAGCAUACAGUUGAUCAAUUGGAAAGGGAGAAAGUGUAGAUAGCCGAAAAGUAUGAGAUUUUGAUUGCAGAAGCAAACAAUCUAUCAUCCAGAGAGAAGUGUACUAUAGAGAAGUGUCUUAAUGCAUAGAAGUAAGAUUAUUAAGUUUGAAAUUUAGAAACGAAUUCUAGAAGCAAUUGAACAUUGUGAAUACUUAGAAUAAUUAAAUGACUAACAUACUGAAUUAAUAAAAGAAUUCGAUUGAAUAAUUGGAAUUAUAAUUGGAGGAGAAUCAACUUUAAUUGGAGAUGACUAAACAGGGAUAUGAUUAACAGAUUAAGGAAAAGGAGAAAUUGAUUUAGCAAAGGGAGAAGGAGAACUAGGACUUAAUGGUUAAGUUUAAUGAAUUGGAAAAGAAAUUAGUUUAACAGAAUCAAUAGAUUACUUUGUUGGAGCAAUAAUUAUAGACAAACAAUGAGUAGGUUGUGAUUGAAGAGAUGUAGAAGUACUUUGAGGAGUAGUAUGAUAUCAAGGAGAAAGAACUUGAAUAAUAACAUAAAAAGGAGAUCUCAAAUUUGAUGAAUUAGUUGAAUGAGAAUUAGAAUUUCAUUGAAGAAUUAUAAAACCAUCUAACUGAAAUACACAAGCAAAUCACAAAAUUCAAAUCGGAGAAGCAAAUGUUGAGAUAGUAGAAUUAAGAAUUGCAAGAAUAAGUGAAGCAAUUAUCAUCAGAAAUUAAACAGUAAGAUGAUCCUAGAUACUCCUAAGAAUAUAUGUUACCUCAAUUCAACAUUUCCUGUUAAAGUGCAAUGACUGAUCAAUCCUUAUGUGAUGACAGAGAAAGACAAAGCAAGUAGGGCAGACACUUAAAUAAAAGCAAAGAUACAAUACUGUAAAAUAAAGAAAAUCACGAAAAAAGAGAUCCUAAAUCCAAUUAAUGCAUAAAUUAAUUAAAACAACAAUCUCAAUAAAAUACAUCAUACAAGGCGUAAUUCUAAUAGAAAGUAAAGAAAAGCAAUCCUGCCAAUAAGGAUAUGUAUGCUCUCGAUACAUUUGGAAACAGAGAUAGAUCAAUUUCAUGUUUGGAUAUGAUUAACAAGGGAAUCAAGUUCAGAGAAUCCUCAGAUGACGAGGAUCAAUCACCUAUUGCGUAGUUUAAAUAGUGGAAGUAGUAGAUGACGGUUCGUUAAUGA